Messenger RNA from Cucurbitaria berberidis CBS 394.84, 614 nucleotides. RefSeq names its product ergosterol biosynthesis protein-like protein. The record is from RefSeq and is a predicted model, not a curated record. NCBI's taxonomy places the organism in Eukaryota, Fungi, Ascomycota, Dothideomycetes, Pleosporales, Cucurbitariaceae. Gene Ontology annotation, molecular function: protein-macromolecule adaptor activity. Gene Ontology annotation, cellular component: membrane; endoplasmic reticulum. The coding region runs from base 42 to 482 and encodes 146 amino acids. The transcript has 3 exons.
CAACAGCCCCCCACGGCUCCAUAAACUCCAAUUCUUACACAAUGGCCUCAACAGUGCUUUCCUACCUCCCUCCUGCCGAAGGCCUCCUGCCAAAAUGGCUACUUAUGAUCUCACUCCUGAGUGUGGGCAACUCGGUCCAGGCCUACACAACCCUCCACUUCACAUCGCGUGUGUACAACCCUUCGGCCAUCGAUCCCCCGCCACAAACACCCAAACACGUCACAGGCCUGUCGUCGCGGACGUUUGGGACGUGGACGUUUUUGACUUCCUUGGUGCGGUUGUAUGCUGCGUAUAAUAUCACGAAUGGCGCGUUCUACCAAUUGGCCAUGUGGACUUUUGUGGUUGCUUGGGGGCACUUCCUGAGCGAGUGGCUUGUGUUCAAGACGACGAAGUGGGGAAUGCCAUUGGCUGGCCCGAUCAUUGUUUCCAACGCGUCACUCCUAUGGAUGUUAAUGCAGUGGGGAUACUACGUGAAGGUAUAGGGAUGAGUCCAUGGAAAGAUGGGUGCAUGGUGUGCGGACUGGUUCAAAGGGCAUGCUUCGCGCGAACAUGCAAUAGUCGUAAUUGUAAUAGCCGUAACAAUCUUAAUAUGUAAUUGGACUUGACUAGAGGUU